AUGGACGGCAGUGGCGUUGGUAGUGACACUUUGCUCGAAGAGACAUUUUAUAUAUUUUCUAAAAAAAAUACAGUUUAUAAAGUUAAACUAACCGAAAAAGGAUUAUCUCUUGUUAAAGAAAAUAAUGGUCAAACAAAAACGGAAACUAUACGAAUCGACGACAUCGUCGGUGCUCAUUGCAUGCGAAGUAAAGCCAAAGUGCAAGGAGGACCGUGCGUUUGCGGUCCUAAUUCAAAAAAAAAAGAUUUAAAAAUGGUUGAAGAUUAUGGUUGUGAAUACGAUCAGAGAGACGUUAGUGCUUAUUUGUACGUUUACGCUUAUAUUCUUAAAAAGUCUAAAGUUACGUCGGGUGAAAGGCGAGAGAAAAUGACCAUAACUCUAAGAUUCAGGUCUUUUGAUAAAUCACAAGAAAAUAUGAGAGAAGCACAAAGGUGGAGAACGGCAAUUAAAUAUUUAAUUAAAAAAAAACCCAUACCUGAUUUUGUUAUUUAUCAAGGAGACCAAGAAAUUAUAGCAUCACCAACAAUUAGCUUUGAUGAAUCCCAAAAAUUGUUAAUUUUAUUAAAUCCAAAAUCUGGACCUGGUAAAGCCAAAGAAAUGUUUCAUACGAAAAUAGCACCUGUUUUGACAGAAGCCGAAAUUCCAUAUGAUUUGAUAAUAACAAAACAUUCAAAUUAUGCUAGAGACUUUGUCAGAUUAAAAGAUAUUUAUCAAUGGAGUGGCAUAGUUGCUGUCGGAGGUGAUGGAAUACUUUUUGAAAUAAUGAAUGGAAUUUUUGAAAGGCCCGAUUGGGAAAAGGUUUUUUCACAAGUCAAACUCGGUGUCAUUCCGUGCGGAUCUGGAAAUGGUUUAGCGAAAGCCAUUGCACAUUCCUUAAGUGAACCGUACAAUAAAAAUCCUUGUCUUACCUCUGCACUUAAUGUUACAAGUGGAAAUGUCGUAGAUAUGGAUAUAGUGAGAGUAGAGACGAAAAAUGACAUAAUGUAUUCAUUUUUAAGUAUAGGCUGGGGUUUGUUGGCUGACAUUGACAUUGAAAGUGAAAAAUUAAGAGCAAUUGGUAGUCAAAGGUUUUCAAUAUGGAGUGUGGCAAAAUUAAUCGGAUUGAGAACUUAUCGAGGUAAAAUAAUGUUUUCACGAAUAGAUGGCCUUAAAAAAGUAACCAAAGAUGGCAAUCAUUUAAACGGUUUAUAUAAUAAUUGUUCGAAUGAAAAAUAUGAUGAUAUAAAAAGCAUGCGGAUGAGUCAGUCAUUAAACGAUGUUUUUUCAAACGUUUCUGAAGACAAUAUUAAUUUAGAAACUAGUGAUAAUAAAGGGAGCAAAUCUCCUUGUAGUUUGCAUAAAUCUGAUAGUUUUUAUUCAAUACAUAGUCGGUACAGUACUUAUUUUAGUGUUGCUGGUAGUAGUUAUUUAAGUACGGACGAGCAAACAGAAGACAGUAUAGAACCUCGAAAACCGGGGAAUAGCGUGAGAAUGUACGGCCCUGCCUCCAGACUACCCUCUCUCACUCAGCCAGUGCCAAAAAAUUGGGAUACCGUGGAAGGAGAAUUUGUGAUGGUUCAAGCCAGUUAUCAAACUCAUAUCGGUAGUGAUUGUUUUAUAGUUCCUAAUGCCAAACUUAGUGACGGUAUAAUUUGGCUUAUGUUUGUUAAAAAGGGAGCAUCCAGAAGUCAAAUGCUUCAGAUUUUGUUGGGACUUUCCUCCGGCGAUCACGUUGCCAGCCCACAACUCGAAAUCAUUCCCGUGAAAGCAUUUAGAUUAGAACCGGAUUUAACGGACGGCAAUUCGGGACACAUAACGGUCGACGGGGAAUGUGUCGAUUACGGUCCCAUUCAAGCGGAAAUUUUUCCCAAGAUGGCUUCCAUUAUGUCAAGGUAA
This is a messenger RNA of Pediculus humanus corporis (human body louse), 1875 nucleotides long. Its product is annotated as sphingosine kinase A, B, putative. Gene Ontology annotation, cellular component: cytoplasm; membrane; intracellular membrane-bounded organelle. Gene Ontology annotation, biological process: sphingosine biosynthetic process. The record is from RefSeq and is a predicted model, not a curated record. Lineage: Eukaryota; Metazoa; Arthropoda; Insecta; Psocodea; Pediculidae. The transcript is spliced from 8 exons. The coding region runs from base 1 to 1875 and encodes 624 amino acids.